UUAUUUUUUCAAUCAUCAUUAAGGGUGCCCUUUGGGUGGCCCCUCUCUUGAAAUUCUCCCUAAUUGUUUAUUUUCCGGGUUAAAAAAAUAAAAAUAAAAAAAAGACUAUAACCCUUGUUGUCUCUAACCCUCAAAAUUUACAUUUUACAACUCUCUUUCUCUCUCUGGAUUCAUCCAUCCAUUUUUUCCACAAAAAAGUUGACGAAUUAUCACAAACCAUUUCCGUUUUCCAUCAUCAAUUCACCUUUCGACUUCCCCCAAUUUGAAGAAGAGAUAAGAAGGGUGGCAGAAUAAGGAUUGCGCGCAAAUUAAGGUUUUCGACGAGAUCGGAAAUUUGAAUCUUCCCAGAAAUUCGAAGAUUGUGAUGGCGGAGCAGCAUUCUGCGGAGGGUGCCAGCACCAGUGAUGCUUCUGCUUCAGUUGCAGACUCAAGUUUGGAGCUCAAUAUCAAGACUUUGGACUCUCAAAUCUAUAAUUUCCGUGUCGACAAGAAUAUGUGUGUAUCAUCAUUCAAAGAAAAAAUUGCUGAUCAAGUUGGUGUACCUGUGGGGCAGCAACGGCUGAUUUUCAGGGGAAAGGUUCUAAAGGAUGAGCACUUACUCUCUGAGUAUCAUGUGGAAAAUGGUGACACCUUGCACCUAGUCGAGAGGCAACCAACCCAGCCACAAACUUCAUCUGGUACUGGUACCUCUGGUAAUAGUAGUACUCAAGGAACUGAUGGCAACGCUGCUGUUCCUCGCAACCGUAUUGGGCAAAUUUCCCACAGUGUAGUUCUUGGGACCCUCAAUGUUGGGGAUCAAGGUGAAGGAGGUGUUACUGAUCUUAGUCGGGUCAUUGGAGCAGUUUUAAAUUCAUUGGGUGUUGGUAAUCAAACCACAAAUGCUGCUUUUGGUGGUCCAAAUACUGCUCCUGCAAAUCCUUCUGGUCCAAUUCCUCAAGGAAAUGAGACAGAGCAAGGUCGUGGUGGCAAUGGGAGUCAAAACCAAGCUAAUCUCCCACAGUUUGGGCAGCCAUUCUUAAGUCAACCAUUUCAUGGUCCCUUAGCAGGAAUAUCUAUCCCUCCACCAUCAGUAAAUAUGCCAAUUCCAGAUUCACUUACUACACUCACUGAGUUCAUGAGUCGUAUGGAGGGGGUGCUGUCACAAAUUGGUCAUCAGUCCUCUCCGUCGCCAAGUGGCACGACAGAUCAAUCAGCUACUGAGUUGCCCUCAACUUCCCGAGGAUUGCCUACACCUGAAGCACUCAGCAUUGUUUUAAGACAUGCACAACGGCUUCUUAGUGGUCCAGCUGUUGCAGCACUUUCUCACAUUGCAGGACGCAUGGAGCAAGAGGCUGCCUCAACUCAAACUUCUGUGAGGAGCCAGAUCCAGAGUGAAGCAGUACAAGUAGGUCUUGCGAUGCAACAUUUGGGUGCUCUUUCGCUAGAGCUUGGUCGGACCAUAUUGAUGUUGCGAAUGGGGCAGUCUCCUGCAGAGGCAGUGGUUAAUGCUGGUCAUUCAGUCUAUAUAUCACCAUCAGGACCUAAUCCUAUAAUGGUCCAGCCUUUCCCCCAUCAGACUAGCCCUCUCUUCAACACUCCUGCAGUUCCUGCACCAAAUACGGGAAGCUCAGUUCCUGUUGGGAUAAUUGGAAGUGCUCCAAGGAAUAUAAACAUUCACAUACAUGCUGGGACGUCACUUGCUCCCAUGGUCUCUGCCACAGGUGCAAGAGCUGCUGGUGGAGAAGGUGCACAGGGAGAGCGCAAUGGUGUUACUGCAUCCGGUGAUUCUGGUGCAGCUCGGGUUCCGGUGAGGAAUGUCAUUGCUGCUGCUGUACCAUCUCGUACUGCAACUAUUGCUGUUUCCCCAGUUCCUAAUACGUCGCAACCUAUUGGUGAUGUUUCCACCUCCCAGCCACCUGAUGCUGCUGCACUAUCAUCAGUUAUUUCUCAAGUAAAUUCUCGGAUCAGAAAUUUGCUUGAAAACAUGCGCACGGAUAACCAGACUCCUGGGGAGCAGGAGCAUCCUGUAGUUCCAAGCUCUACUGGAACUGGUGGAGGUAGUGCUGGUGCAAUUAAUUUGUCUAGCAGCAUGCAUUUUGAGAGUAGUGGGGAAGCAUGCGAAUCACAUGUGCCUAGACAACAUGUCCAAGAGGAUUUAACUGAAAGGAAGGCGAAUGCUCAAAGUGAUUCUUCCAAGUCAAAUCAGGGAUCUGUUUGCUUGGCGGAACCCUCGUCGAGCCUUGGGAGUGGAGAAGUUGCUGACAAGUCUACUGGUGCCAGAGAAAUUCCACUUGGUUUAGGUGGAGGUCUGCAGCCCAAGAGAAGAAGUCAGCAAUCCAAGGUGCAGCCAGUGAGUGGUGAAGCUGGACCUUCUAGUAGUGCUGAUCAGAGUCAACAAGCUAAAAUUGCCGGCCAGCAGAUUUUGCAGUCGCUUGCAUCUCGAAGCACCGCUGGUAAUAUAAUCAAUCCUGGUAGUGGGCAAACUGGGCUAGGAGUUGGGCAGUCUGUGGCAGAUACGCGAGCAAUUGCACAAGGUUCGGAUGGGCAGUUAGAUGUAACGGGUACAAUGUCGCAGCUUCUUCAGAGUCCUGCUUUAAAUGGACUUCUGUCUGGGGUUGCUCAGCAGACUGGGGUUGGUUCCCCUGAUGUUCUGAGGAAUAUGUUACAACAGUUCACGCAAAACCCAGCAAUGAGAAACACAGUUAACCAACUUGCUCAACAAGUAGAUAGAGAAGAAUUUAGGAAUAUGUUUGAGGGUAUGGGAACAGGUGGAGAUGGCACUCUUGAUUUUUCAACUAUGUUUCAGCAAAUGAUGCCUGUUGUUUCACAAGUUUUUGGCGGUAGCUCAGCUCAGAAUGAACAGCUACGAAGCAUGAUACCUGAACUGCUGCCGCAGUUGGAUGGUAGAAGCUUAGAAGACAAUUUAUUGGGUCUGAUUUCUCAGAAUAACAUCCAGGAGGUGGCUCAAAGGAUUGCACUUUGUAGUCCAUCUCAAGAUAUAUUUCGUGCUAUGGUUGAAAAUGCUGCUGAACGCACUGGAACUGCUGAAGGGGAAUUUAUAGAUGGCUUAUCUAGCAAUCAAGAACUUGUUGAUCAAUUUGUAGAGAUGCUUCGCAGCGAUCUGGGAAAUUUUCUUCAGGAAAAUCCUCCUUCAGGUGGCAAUUCUUAAGUCAUACAAUGAAUUGUGGUCUACCUCUUCACCAAGCGGUGAUGUGAAUUUCUGGCUACUGAAAUGUCUCUGGUGCCAUAACUGACUAUUACUUGAAAAAAGCUGUAUAAAACCUCAUACAAGUGCGGGUAAAAAAUUAUAUCUAUGCAACUAUUGAUAGAUCACUUGUACAUCUUUGAGUGCUAGCUAAUGCUAAAGUGUUUUCUUUGGCAUCAGUUGUUGGUGAAUGAGCUUGCGCUGAGGCAAAUUCUACGUCAGAGCUGAUUGAUUAUACAAAUGCUUUUCAUUUUGCAUCACUGUGAAAUGUUACUAUGAUUAUUUUGCUGCAAAACAUUUUAAGAUAUCUCAUAGCAGACUGUACUUGAGUUUUGAGGUGGUAGCUAUUACUUGUUAGUUAUGUCUGAUUAGUUAUUGGCUUCUGACUUGAUCUUCAGGCCAACUUUUUCUACAUUGUCCCAUUAUAUGUGUAAUUUCAGUUACUACUA
Molecule: messenger RNA, 3633 nt
Organism: Beta vulgaris subsp. vulgaris (sugar beet)
Lineage: Eukaryota; Viridiplantae; Streptophyta; Magnoliopsida; Caryophyllales; Amaranthaceae
Product: ubiquitin-like domain-containing protein CIP73
Exons: 18
Coding region: 365-3148 (927 amino acids)
Cellular component (GO): BAT3 complex
Molecular function (GO): misfolded protein binding; polyubiquitin modification-dependent protein binding
Source: RefSeq, a predicted model, not a curated record